This is a messenger RNA of Fomitopsis serialis, 1704 nucleotides long. RefSeq lists its product as uncharacterized. The record is from RefSeq and is a predicted model, not a curated record. Bases 218 to 1498 code for a protein of 426 amino acids. Lineage: Eukaryota; Fungi; Basidiomycota; Agaricomycetes; Polyporales; Fomitopsidaceae. The transcript has 6 exons.
UGUUGACCCGCAUAUUGAAACAAAGUAUCUUUGCUCUGUGACAACACUCUGUCCACUUAUAUGUCGAUGUGGCUGUUGAGUGGUGGCAGGGCUGGCAAUCAUCGAUUCUGAGACCAGUUAUGUGCUCAGGAACUGAGCAACUGAUUUCAAUAACACUACCGAUAGCGAACUUGAACCACUCUCAUCACUUAGCAUCGCAGUCUGGUCGCAAGACUUGAUGUCUCCGAGGAAUAGCGUCUGCACAGGGCAGCGUACCCCGACUCUUCCUCAGGAGCUCUGCGAAGCGGUCAUUGACUUCGCGUGGGAGGACUCUUCUACGUUGAAGACAUGUAGUCUUGUAUCGCGUGCAUGGCUACCGACAUCCCGCAUGCACAAAUUCUCGUUUGCCAGAUUUGGCGAACACGGGGACAUUAUCUCUUUCCAGGCGAUAAUUUCUUCGCCACUAUUGGAUUCAUACCGUAUACCUUGCCUUGUGCGUGAUCUCUGCUUGGGCAAAGAGGAGGAGGAAGAGAUCGUGGAUAGCCAGCCGUCGGUGCUGCAUGACGCGGAGCUACUCAGCCUGCUCGAGAAGUUUACCACGGUGCAGACGUUGCGACUGAACUACGUCUGCUGGUCACUAUACACUGUCUUGCCUGCAGUAUCGGACGCCGUCACAGUAAUCGCGAGUCAGGUGGCCUGCCUUCAUCUGCACUGGUCCGAUUCCGACGAUAGUGAAGACUUGGUCCAUAUACUCUCUUCAUCGCCUCGAAGGUCUUCCGUCUACUUCACUAGUUAUACUUUACAAGAUAGCAACCUUCCGUGGCCUAGGCUCACGAGGGAACCCAUCAACCCGACGAUCAGCAUCGGCAGGAUGGUAGCCCAUUGGGACUCUUACAUCAGGUUCUACUCAGCGAUGCUCAAAACAUAUGCACUCCGCUGGCCGUUUGCGGCUACCAUCGAACGACUCACUCUGACCGAAGACGCACUUGGACAUCCUUUGUUCGAUCGGCCGCCGUAUUCCAUUGAGCUGGAACAGGAGUUGUCAUGGAGGGAAAGUGAGAUGUCUGUGCUGAGGUUUGGUGCCCGCAGCUCUGGACGAGAUGACAAGGGCUUCACUGCUACCACUCUAAACAUCCGGUCCAUAGAGAUCAACGCCCCUACGAUACUGCGGUCUAAGACCAUCUUCUCGAAGUCCUUGACGAAGCUGUUGGAAUGGAGAGCGCUGCUCACGCCCCGUAUGCGCUUCAUUCUAGACGGGUCCGAACCCGAGAGCGCUGUUCCGGAGCAGUGCGCCGGACUGGACCAUACCCUCGCUGGUCUGGCAGCCGAAGACCACGACAUGGGGAUCUCCUUCGACGUGCAAUGUACCCCUGAACGUCUCGCGAACUGGAUCGCGGCCAUCUCGGCUUGCUUCCCUACCCUCGUCGCUUGCGGAACGCGCGUCGAGAUGGUCUGCAGUACCACGAGAGAUUGUCCAAAAGGCGAUCGGCGUCCCGUCGCCGAGCAUAGGUGGUCGUAGCGUAUCGCGCUGAGAGUUCCUGCAUGUCUGUCGUCGCGUUGUUCACGCUUGCACUCAUGUCUUCACUGUUUUGGAUCUCCUUCCAUCUUCUCGCCGACGUUGCUCGAACGUUGCAUCGACAGUGCAUCGUCUCCUGCUCAGGAGUUCCUUCCAUUUGUACGUGGCCACGAUAGUUUUAUCGCCACAUUACUACUGUACACACAAGC